UUUCGAACUAAAAAAAGGGAGGGGGGACCGGGAGAGAGAGAGGAAAUCAAAAUUACCGAGGGAGAGAGGAGAGAGAAGGGGGAAGGAAAGGAAGAGAAAGCGAUGGAUCUGAAGCAAGCUGGUUCUUCACUCGAUUCUCUCAUAUCAUCCUUCAACACACGCAUUUUGGAUCUCCAAGAGCUUGUGAUUGGUCGCAACAUGUAUCCAGCCACCAGCGUCCCUGAUUUAUCGGCGGUAGAUACGGCCGUGAAGGCAAUGGAGUUUCAAGUGCAAGCUAUCAAGGAUCGGCUACGGGAGGAAACUGAAGCUAUCCCGAAAGCAAAAAAAUUAAUUGAUAUGUCCCUGCGUCAGCAAAAGAAGUUGCAGCAUAUGUUAGCUCAUAUGCCACCACGCUUGCUAGAGAGUGUGACAGUGUCGAACCGGAACCCUAGUAAUUGUUUAAUGCAGGAAAGCUCCAACCACGACUUCCACCUCGGGUCUUUGAAACUUGAUGAGGAGCCUGUGGCAUUACCCAAGGAGAAAAAGGGCCGUGGUUCUGCACCUCUUUGGUAUGUUACUGCAGAAGAACUUGAUUCUUUGUCAUCUUAUAUGAGGGGAAGACUCACACUGGACAAGGUGAAUGCAGCUAUCAAUGACAUGGCUGCAUAUGCAGAGACAAAUGCUCAACUUAUUGCAGCUCCAAAAAAGAAGUUGGCUGAAGGUUCCUGGGAAAAGGCCCUUGAAUUAAGAGAUAUAGCAAUGACAGAAGCAGUAAAGGGGAAGCACUUUUUUCUUGAAAGUGACAUAAAAGGACCAGCACUGAAGCUUGAUAACACUGGAAAAGCAAUUCUAACUGUCCUUCGCCACCUUGGUCGAAUAAGUGAGGCAAGAAUUGGGCAUCACCGUGUUAUCAUCCUCUCAAAGCCCCAGUGAUUGACUCAUUUCAUUGCAGCAUAAGGACCUAAAAAUCUUGUGUACUUUUCUUGUUCAUUUUGUUUACUGAUGUUACAAGCUCAAGAACUUAGUGUGGAUAUCAGUAAAUUGCAGAAAUUGCAGGUAUAUAUAGGUGGACAAUAUCAAAAUGUAGUGGAAACCAUAUGGCAUAUUCCGGAGAAAUUAAUUUCACUAUUAUAUAUUAAAUCUCAAAGGACCAAUUUUGAGCACAUGAAAUUAGAUUCUUCAUUAUUGUAUGUUAUCAAUUAUUGCCAUUUGUAGCAGACUUUUUCUCUUCAUAAUUAUUGCCAUAUCCUUUAUGCCUA
This is a messenger RNA of Nelumbo nucifera (sacred lotus), 1238 nucleotides long. RefSeq names its product spindle/kinetochore-associated-like protein. The record is from RefSeq and is a predicted model, not a curated record. NCBI's taxonomy places the organism in Eukaryota, Viridiplantae, Streptophyta, Magnoliopsida, Proteales, Nelumbonaceae. Gene Ontology annotation, cellular component: mitotic spindle; spindle microtubule; outer kinetochore. Gene Ontology annotation, biological process: chromosome segregation; mitotic cell cycle; cell division. Gene Ontology annotation, molecular function: microtubule binding.